Tripterygium wilfordii is the source of this 2748-nucleotide messenger RNA. Its product is annotated as tyrosine-specific transport protein 2. Gene Ontology annotation, biological process: amino acid transmembrane transport. NCBI's taxonomy places the organism in Eukaryota, Viridiplantae, Streptophyta, Magnoliopsida, Celastrales, Celastraceae. The transcript is spliced from 3 exons. Bases 242 to 1846 code for a protein of 534 amino acids. The record is from RefSeq and is a predicted model, not a curated record.
AUGGCCUCAUGGCAAAGUUUGCAGAGAUUGCAUCAGUGCAAUUGCAAUUGGUCAACAUUAUGAAGCUCUGACCCAAAUGGAAAAAAAGUUUCCUUCAUUUUCUUUGGUUUUCCUUCCCUUCAUUUCCCAUCAACUAAACAGCAUCUAAAAUCCCCGUCUCUGCGGAAACUCAAAUUUCUCCGAUUACACAGCCACAACAAAGGGUUUUUUUUUUUAAUUUUUUUUAUUUUUGGUCCCCAAAAUGCUUCGUCUUCUCUACCACACUCUCGAACCCAUUUCAAUCUCACAUUCAAGAUUCAAUCUUUAUCGCCGCAACAGCCAACUCAACGGAGUCCUCACUUCCCAUUCAACACCACUCAAUCGGCCGACCUUAUUCACAACAAUAAACCCUAACCGUCACUUCAUCAAGCUCACUUCCAAGUGCAUACCACAAAGUGCAUCUUCACUUUCCAUUUCAAAUCACGAUGGUGUUAGUAGUAGUAAUGGUGAAUCCAUUGAAGCCCAUAAGUCUCAAGGAGUAGUGAAAGAGAAGAGUUUUUGGGGUGCUGUCAGUUUGAUUAUUGGCACUGCCGUAGGGCCUGGAAUGUUGGCUUUGCCUGCUGCAACAAUACAAUCUGGCCCACUUCCAUCGACCAUUGUCGUCGUCCUUUGUUGGGUUUAUGUCAUUUCCUCUAUUCUUCUUGUUGCAGAACUCAGUUUUGCAGCCAUGGAAGAAGAUGGGAUUGCAGAGGUGAGUUUCACUGGUCUUGCAUUGAAGGCGUUUGGGAGUCAUUUUGGUGCUUUUGUUGCAGUGGUUUAUGCUAGCCUUAGUUUCUCUUUGUUAGUGGCUUGUGUUUCCGGCAUAGGUUCCAUAGUAUCUCAGUUGUUUCCAUGGAUGAAUCUUUUACUGGCACAUACCUUGUUUCCUCUUGCUGCUGGGAUUGUGAUUGGGUUCUUUCCAUUCAAAGCAAUUGAUUCUGUAAACAGGUUUUUAUGCUUAAUUAUGCUUCUCUCUAUUACUACACUUGUGGCCAUCGGUUUAUCUGUGGCAAGAGCGAAUGUGUUUGGUUCCUUUGCUCGUGCAUCAUGGAGAAUUUCAUCAAUUUUGCCUGCCAUACCUGUGACUGUACUCACAUUGGGUUUUCAUGUCAUCACUCCUUUUAUUUGUAAGAUUGCUGGUAAUACUGUAUCGGAUGCUCGAAAAGCAGUGCUGCUUGGUGGGACAGUUCCACUCAUAAUGGUUUUGUCCUGGAAUUUGAUUGUUUUGGGGCUUGCUGGGACAAAUGCUGCUUCCUCCUCCAGAGACCCAAUAUCCCUCUUGCUUUCUGUCAAUCCUUCUGCUUUAUCUGCUGUUCAGGGCUUUGCAUUCUCUGCUUUGGCGACUAGCUUGAUAGGGUAUGCUGUUAGCUUUCCAAAACAGCUCCUUGAUACCUUUGGAUUGAUUUUUGGGAAAACCAGUUAUAUGAAACAAACAUGCCCUCAAUCUCUUGCUAAUGGAGCCGGAAUUGGAAGAGUUGGAUGUGUUAUUUACUCAGGCGGGCAAGAUUUUGGAAAUGCUGGGAGCGUAUCAUUCAAUGGAGCAGGGAAACUGACAUCUCGUGUGGAUGGAAUCAAUUCUUCUCACAUUGUGACAUCGCUGGUACUUGGUAUUCCAGUUCUUAUAGCAGCCUUCUAUAGCUCCACCUUUUCAAGAGCUCUAGAUUUUGCUGGAGUUUAUGCGAACUGCUUCCUGUUUGGCAUUCUUCCUCCACUGAUGGCAUAUGUACAGCAAGCCAAGAAGAAGCUCAGGUCAUCCAUUCUUCCAGGAGGAGAUUAUGCGCUGCUUCUUCUUUUUGUUAUUGCACUCAUUUUGGGGAUUUGGCAUUAGAGGUGACAAUCGAACAGCUUCUACGAGGCAAACAAAUGCUGACAUUUUCCUUGUUCUAUACAAUUGGAAAUCCAUGGAAGCGCAAGGGAUAUUGUAGUCCCUCAGUGAGUUCUGUCAACUCAUAACUUCGAUUGCUAAUUCUCCAAUAUGAUAGUACUAGAUCUCAGUAGUCAUUUCUACUGGUAGAUUGAUUAUACCUUCAUGUUUGCAGUUCAAUUCUUCAAGAUGUUUGGUCCUAGUAGAAGCAAUAAUGAAGAAAAAAUAGACGCAAGGUUGACAGAUUAUAAAUAGAUACAUAUUUUUGUAUUUGGAUUUUUGACUAGCAAAUGCAAGUGAGAUGAGUUUUCAUUGAAAAAUAAAGGAAAAAACUAGUAACUGUUCUCAUAUCAUAUUCUCGAAUUCCUGCUUGCUCACAGCAUAUCAGUGCCUGAUUAAUAGAAGCAUAUUCGCCCCAGUUAGUGUUAUUCCAUGCCUCUGCAAACCAUUUAUAGAACAUUUGGAGAUUGUGGCUUCAUUUUUCGUGAUCCUUUAGAUACUCUUGUAAUGCCAAGAUACUUCAGCGUAAUAGAAAAGGAUAGCCGCUGUAAUUUGGAACACCAGCACCAGAAGAUGUCGAUACGGCAUGGUUCUCGGACGAGCAUCUAGUAACUCCCUCGUUGGUGUAACACAUCUCUUGCUUUCAGUUUUUCAGUCAGGGCAGUGCUGGAAGCUAUGUUAUGCUGGCUGCCAGCAAGUAGCUUCUCUUCAAGAAUUCCGCAUGAUAGAUGCAUGCAUCCUGUCCUGAUUCUUUUUUUUUUUGUAUUGAUCAAGCGAUUCUUGUACCAUUGUAGCUCUGAACAAGGCUGCUCACCUCCUCAAUGCUAACUUGAAGUCACUUGUGGAUUUAUGAAGCCACAAAUGCU